Messenger RNA from Oncorhynchus mykiss (rainbow trout), 6953 nucleotides. The record is from RefSeq and is a predicted model, not a curated record. NCBI's taxonomy places the organism in Eukaryota, Metazoa, Chordata, Actinopteri, Salmoniformes, Salmonidae.
UGUGAUAGAGAGACAGUGAGGAAUUUACCUUUUGCUUCUAAUCUUAACAUCUCCGCUCAAGGAUACCGUUCAGGACUGACCUCCCUCCUCUCCUCCCUCCUUUCAACUCUCCUCCCUCCUCUUUCCCCGUCUCCUCUGUCAGGUGGAGUAAGAGUAAGCUAUCUCGUCUGGCUCAGAGGUUGAAUCAGAGACCGGGGGAUGCUUUGGUAAAGGACUUCAGACUGCUGUUCUGCACGGGCACCUCACCACGCACCUCUCACAGCCUGGGCAGGAACUAUUCUGUCAGCAUGACUCAACAGAUGCAGAACCUGCAGCUGUCCCAUACCAGGAAGUGCUCGGGAGGCCCUGCCUCCCCCAGCGCCGCCAAGCGCCUCUACCGGAACCUAUCAGAGAAGCUGAAAGGAGGCCACUCCUCCUUCGAGGACGCCUACUUCUUCGGCCGCGGAGAACGCCACGGUCAUCACAAGGGCUCGAACAUGCAGGGUAGUGAGUGUCUGUUUGAGGCGGUGGAGCAGCAGGAUGUAGAUGCCGUCCAGAUCCUUCUCUACCAAUACACAGCUGAGGAGCUGGACCUCAACACGCCCAACAGCCAAGGGUUAACACCGCUAGACGUGGCCGUCAUGACCAACAACACACCCAUAGCCAAACUACUGCUGAAGGCCGGCGGCAAGGAGAGCCCUCACUUUGUCAGUGUGGAGAGUCGCGAGGCCCACCUUAGCAGCCUGGUCAUCGAAGCAGAGAGGAGGGCAGGGGAGCUGGCUGCUCAGGCCCAAAGAGACGGCCUUAGCCUGGAGGCCUGUGACAAGGACAAGCAGCUCCGAGCCUGGGAGUGGAGGUGCAAGCUCUACAAACGCAUGACGACUGGCUUCCAGCAUGCACGUGUGCCAGAGCCCCCGUCUGCAGUGCGUCUCAGUGUAACCAGUAGCUCCUCUCUCACGGUCACAUUCCAGGAGCCCCGCUGCCUCAACUCUGCUGUGAUCACCAAGCACAGAGUGGAGUGGAGCUGUCUAAAGGACUUUUCCAUGCUGGCUGGAGACAUGGUGUUGGAAAACCUACAGACACUCAAGUGUACCAUCAACGGCCUCACCAUGGGGAGGCUGUACUAUGUCCAAGUGUCAGCCUACAACAUGAAGGGUUGGGGUCCACCUCAGUCAACUCUACCCCCCUCUGCUUCACCCUCCAGCUGUAGGGAGAGUGAUGGUCGGGAGCCCAGGAGAAGAGAGCACAUAGGGCAUAUGGAGCGCCUGCUGCAACAGGUCCGCGCUACUCACACACACUACAGCUGUGGAGACACAUCAAAGCUCCAGAACCCAAGCCGUAAGCAGUCCGUCUCCAGAAGUCUCAAGCACCUCUUUAACUCCUCCAACAAGUUUGUCAAGACUCUCAAAAGGGGGGUUUACCUGGCGGCAGUGUUCUACCACAAAGACAGUCUACUGGUGACCACAGAGGACCAGAUCCCUAUAGUGGAGGUGGAUGACUCUUACGGCAGCUCUCUCAUGCAGGACUUCCUAUGGUUCACUAAGUUGUCGUGUAUGUGGGAGGAUGUGCGGUGGCUGAGACAGAGUAUGUCUGUCUCCAUGUCCUCCUCCUCCACACUACAGGCCAGACAGAAGAUGUUGGCUGCCGCUGGGCAACUACAGAGCUUGUUGGGGACACACAACCUGGGGCGUCUCCACUACGAGCCCAUCAAGGAUCGUCAUGGCAAUGUGUUGCUAGUGACUAUCCGGGACAUGGAGAGCCAGUACUCAUUCUUCAGUGGGAAGUGGAUGCAGGUGUCCAAGCUACAAAGCCAGAGGAAGAGUCUGUCCACACCUGAAGAACCCUACGCACUGGACAUACUGCUAAUUACUAUACAGGACAUCUCGGCCUAUCAGAGGCGUAGCCAGCAUCGCCUGACCCCAGGUCUGUACCUGGGUUACCUGAAGCUCAGCAGCUCUGUAGACCAGAUCAGAGUGCUGGUGCCACAGAGGAUGCCCAACAUGUUGUGCCAUGCGCGGGUGCGAGACAACGCCAAUGUCUCCAGGGAGGAGUGGGACUGGCUGCAGAGGCUGUCAAACAUAGAGGAUGGAGAGAAGGAGAGAAUGGAGGGAGUGGAUCAAACGACAGACAGUAACACACCAUUGCUCUACUACGAGCUACAGACUGCCCUCAAGGCCCUGCUGAAACUCAUCAACCUACCUCUGCACCAGGCCAAGCACUUCCGUAUCUACACUCACGAGGUGUUGGAGUUGGGUCAUAAUGUUUCCUUCCUGCUGCUGCUGCCGGCGGCUGACGAUGUGUGUACCGCUCCCGGACAGACCAACCCCUACACACCACACUCCGGCUUCCUCAACCUCCCUCUCCAAAUGUUUGAGCUGGCCCAUUUCAGUGCGUACAAGGAGAAGUGCAUGAGUCUGUACUGUCGCAUGUCGUCUGUCUUGGACCUGGAUGCACUUAUUACCCAGCAGGCCCUGCGAGAGGCCAUCACGGACACGGAGGUCGCCACGGCCAAACAGAGACACCAACAUAUACUAGACUAUACACAGCAGCUGGAUGAGAUGUGGCAGGAGCUGCGUUGGAUCACUGAUGCCCUGCAGUAUGCCCGCUACAAGCAUCCCAGUGGCGGUGUGCCCAUCACCAGCCUGGUCAAUGCCAGCAAGCCUGAGUCAGACCAGGGGGCACAGAAGAGUGACUCAGCAUCCUCUACCAUGGACUACCUACCCACACCAUCACCCUCACCUGAGCUACGACCCAGGAAGGAUGCUAGUGACUCCCAACUGGGGUCAGAUGAGGACGGUUGUUCAGAGGUGUUCCUGCCAACAGACAGCGACUAUGACUCCAGCGAGGCCUUGUCCCCCCGUGAGCUGGACCUGCUCUACUCUUCCCAACAGGACCUAUCCCAACAGGCUGUGCACGCCCUGGGAGGCAGCGCUCCCGACGUACUGCAGAUACACGAACUAAGGUACAGCAUCUGCCAUCCCAAAGACCUCCCUCUCUCCCCCGCCUUCCCCCUCUCCCCAGGCCCACUCCUCUCCCCCGCCUUCCCCCUAUCCUCAGCCCCACCCUUCUCCCCUGCCCUCAUUCUCCCCGAGACCACCCUUUCUUGCACCAAAAUCCUGGAGGGUCUCUCCCUCUCCAAGACAACCCAGGACCAGCACUCCUCCACCCCCCUGUGGCCCCUAGCCAACCCCCCAACCAAGCGGAAGCUGUUGUCCAGAAGCCACGGGGCCGCUGGGCCCCAGCACUGGUUGAAGAGCCACAGCGACAGCCACACUGGGUCCCUGUCUGAGGGGGUCUAUACCAGGCAGAAGGAACCAGACCUGCCCCUGGAUCUCCCAUCCCCUCAGGGGGAGACAUACGUUAGUCAUGCUUCCUGUGUCCUGGAGGGCAGUAGGGCAGGGCAGAGGGAGCCCAGGCCCCAUGUCAGGAGGAUCUUUGUGGAACCGUGUAAGGAAACAUCGCUUGAGAACAGGGGCUGGGGAGAGGAGGAGAGAGGGAUGGAGGGACGGGGGGAGAGAGGGGCAGGGGUGAUGGUGGUUGUCACAGAGGAGGGGUCAGGAGAGGAGGCAUAUGAAGGAGCAACAGCCCAGGAUGUUGACUCAGACGACCAAACAAACACACAGGUGUCAGAGAUCCUCAGCAGCACGCUCUAGGAUUGGAUGACAAUCAGUAACACGCUCUAGGAUUGGAUGAUAAUCAGUAACACGCUCUAGGAUUGGAUGAUAAUCAGUAACACGCUCUAGGAUUGGAUGAUAAUCAGUAACACGCUCUAGGAUUGGAUGAUAAUCAGUAACACGCUCUAGGAUUGGAUGAUAAUCAGUAAAACGUUCUAGGAUUGGAUGAUAAUCAGUAACACGCUCUAGGGAUUGGAUGAUAAUCAGUAACACGCUCUAGGAUUGGAUGAUAAUCAGUAACACGUUCUAGGAUUGGAUGAUAAUCAGUAACACGUUCUAGGAUUGGAUGAUAAUCAGUAACACGCUCUAGGGAUUGGAUGAUAAUCAGUAACACGCUCUAGGAUUGGAUGAUGGUUUGGCAUGGUGCUCCAGGGUCUGGUUGCACCAGUUGGUCAUAACAAAAGUAAUGCACGUUCAUGACAUUUGAUGCUUCAAAAUGAUGGUUGCUGUUCCCAUCCUCGUGGUGGUUUUAAAACUUACCUUCACUUCGCAAAGCCCACCACUAUGCACGUUUUCUUAACCAGAACGGGUUGGAUCCAUAAAGAAUCACUGUGGGAAUAGAUAUCACACAUUUAGCAUGUCAUAAUGUAACAUAAAUCAAGUGUAUUAUUUUGCUGUUGACUCACGCUUAGGCAACUCCAAAAGCCUGCGCAGGUUGUAAAAUAUGAACACGAGACUCAUAUCCUUUUGAAAAUAUAGAUCGCUAUCAUGAUGACGAGAGUCCAUAUUUAACCCUACGCCUGCUCCCUACUAGAUGUAGAGUCUAUGCCCAGUCGUAGCUCAUAGAAGGGCUUACGACCAGGUGGUGCAACAGGUAUCAUUUUUAGAGCCGGCGUAGAGUGCGUUUUACGUCGGGUGUAGAGUAACGAUCCACUUACAACCCGGUGCAACCGGCCCCAGGAUUGGACGAUGCUCAGGUAAAAAGUCUAGCAUUGGCCCAUGUUCAGUAACACACUCUAGCAUUUGACAGUGGUUCAGUAACGACCUCCAGGAUUGGACGACGGCUCAGCAACAUGUUCUUGGAGUGAACGAUACUGAGUGACAAGCUUUUGAACGAUUGGACAAUGGAUAAUUGAUGACAUUUGGAUGGAGCACUAUCGUUGUGGAACGUUGCAUACGAAACGUAUCCCUCCACGGUGUAUCCAAACUGCCACCAAUGCACCUUUCCCUGUCUGUUUCUGCCUCUGUGUGUGUUUGUGUGGGCCUCGUUCCUUCUUUCAUCGCUUUCUCUCUGUCCUUCAUAUAACUGUGGACAGGCAUGCUGAACUGACUCUGAGCUCGUGGACGUGUGUAGCUCACAGACGGGACAAUCCUUGCUCUCUCUGUACGAUGUACUAGAGACUCAAGUUGCUGGCCAACUGUCUGAACUGUAGAACUCAGAACCAAGCCAAGGCUCCAACUGUUAUGACCUAUAACCAAUGCAACACGAACUAAAGCACUGCUUUACCUUUGCACUUGAAUCUGUGUUGAUGGCCGCGAGAUCUCGGAGUUGCUAUUUCAAUUGAUGGGUAUUCGUGGUACAUUUGUCGAUGUACAUAUUAGAUACAAGCCUUGUGUUUCUCUACACAGCAAAUUGGCCAGUGUUAACUAGUGUUGCUUUUUCAGUGUAGCGUUUCCAGUGUUGAUUCAGGAGUUAAAUAUAGCACUGUAAAUAUUUAAAGAACCACAGUGUUGGUGUUAAUAACCAGAGUUAAACCAAAACCUCUGCCAUCAUUAUCAUAUUUCCCAGCAUGCUCUAUUGCAGGUUGAAUUUUAGAAUUGUUUGUUUAAAUAUCUAUGUUUUUUUUUUGCAUGCACAUUGAUUAAUUGAUGUUAUUCUACUUAAAGGGCUCAGUGCAGUCCAAAAUGUGAUUUUCCAGUAUUUUAUAUAUAUAUUUCCACACUAUGAGGAUGGAAUACUACUGUGAAAUUGUGAAAAUUAUGAAAAUGCCCUUUUAGUGUAAGAGCUGUUUGAAAAGACGCCUGAAAUUUCAGCCUGUUUUAGUGGUAUGGGGCUGUAAAUGAGCUAAUAGACCAAUAAGAGAGUUCCAAACUACCUUGUCAAUAAUGUCUAGUUUUCCCCUCCCCCACUCAGACCCCUCCCAGACAGUCCUGGCUAGAAGCUAUUUUUAUUUUAUUUUUGACAAUUUUAAUUGAAAACAAUCACAGUAAGAUACUUAACUGUUACCCAGAAAUGAUUUGAUGUUGAGAUAAAAACUGCUGCAUCGGACCUUAUAAAAUAUAAAUAACAUCCAUUUUUCUGAAAUAAUCUAAUCUGUUACUUGGACUUAAUGCACCCUUUACUGAAAUGGCCGUUCCAGUUUAGAUGGGUUAGGUAGUCUGAUAUUUUAGUAUUCCCAACCCUGGAAGUCUUGGGUGAAAAAAUGUAAACUAAAUUGGAUAUUCCUGUGGCUGCAUUCCAAUAGGAAUUACACAUCACUUUGCAAACCAGCAAAAUGUGACUUGCAGGCCUGAUAUGGAGUUUCAGGCCACUGUAUGAGGGUAAAACUAGGCCCUCAAAGGCCUUAAGAAAUAUUUAUUUUAUUGUCUUAUAUAAUUACAUUAUAUGAUAACAUUCGCUUAGGAUCUCACCUGGUGAAGAUCACAGGACUGAAAAUGCAACAACCAUGUCUCUGUCACUAACAAAUACAGUCAUGAGUGGCAACUCUACAAUAUAAUCAAAAGGCAAGGCACUCUGGGAAAUAUGCAAAUAAGACUUCACACUAAGCAAAGCGUUAAUCUAACUCUGAAAAUUGUGGACCUGUACGCUUGAGAAUUUGCUGUGUAGGUGUCUCAGCAUGGACUAUAGGCACCCGCAGUGAAUGUCCUGUCAUGGUUUAAAAGUUGGUUUUCUGUGGUAAUUAAUGUGUCAUUACCAUCAUGCUAAGCUGGUUCUUUUGUGGUUCUGUUACAACAAAAAAGUCAACCGGAGUCUCAUUUGGAAUGACAGUGACAUUCUUCAUACACAAAAACAGUCACGUUUCAUAUCUUUCUCAGACUAACAACAUCACCAGCAUUUAAUAUCAAAUCAAAUUGGAUUUUGUCACGUGCUUCGUAAACAACCGGUGUAGACUAACAGUGAAAUGCAGAGAGAAAAAUAUAUAAAAAUACACACCGAGUAGUGAUGAUAACUUGGCUAUAUGCAUGGGGUACCAGUACCGAGUCCACAUGCAGGGGUAGGAGAUCAUUUGGGUAGAUAUGUACGUAUUCAGACCACACUAUGUUUUCAACAUUUUGUUAAAUUACUGCCUUAUUCUAAAAUUGAUUUAAUACGUAUUUCCUCAUCAAUCUACACACAAUACCUCAUAAUGACAAAGUAAA